This is a messenger RNA of Thermothelomyces thermophilus ATCC 42464, 1833 nucleotides long. RefSeq lists its product as uncharacterized. The transcript is spliced from 8 exons. Bases 369 to 1757 code for a protein of 462 amino acids. The record is from RefSeq and is a predicted model, not a curated record. Gene Ontology annotation, molecular function: oxidoreductase activity. NCBI's taxonomy places the organism in Eukaryota, Fungi, Ascomycota, Sordariomycetes, Sordariales, Chaetomiaceae.
CUGUCCAACACAAUAACCAACUUCGUCCAACUUCGUCCUCCGCUUGCCCCUCAUCGCCAUUUGGUCAACGAUUGACGGCGCCGAGCUACGUCGUACUUACGAGGCCAAGCCGAAUGCGCAUCUAACACUUCAGUUCCCGGAGUUUCCGUUUGAACAAGGACGGUUGUCGAUGAAUAAUAUACGGAGUACGGCCUUAAGCUUCAAUUCCUCCGCAUAAGAUCGACACCAGCCGCAGUCAACCGAUUAUAAUAUAUAUAUAACACUUACACGUGACGAGACUACGAGAAACUACUCGAGCCUCUCUGCCUACACCAACCUACUUAUACCCGACUCACUGAAUGCUAUCUCGACUUGCUCACUCUACCAACAUGGCUUCCACCGCCGACCUCCCCUACAACGUGCACGUCACCCCGGACAAUACCGGGCUCUGGCACAUCAGGCAGACGGACGAGGCGGCCAAGAAGGUCUCGGAGCUCUUGCAGGAGGACAUGGAAAAACACCACGUUUUCUUCAACCAACUCCACUACCACAACCACAUCCCCCACCACCUACUGGCCCUCUACGGCACCGGCGCCCCUCCGUCCUCGCUCCAGACCGCCUACGUCAACAACACAACGUACCAACGCCCCGCCCUUCCCCCGCACACCAACGAGCCCGUCAACCUGCACCCCUGGCCGUCCGCCGCCGCCCGCUACCUCGGCGACGAGACCUACUACCCGGACUUUCUGCGCUUCUUCCAGUCCGAGAUGCCCGCCGCCGCCGCCGCCUCCGGACCUUCUUCUUCUUCAUGGCAGCCCGUGGUCCGCAAGUACCUCUUCGACAGCGGCAGCGACGACCUGCUGCUCCGCAUGUUCGCCGGCGUCCUGCACCCGCUCAUCCAGCUCAUGUACGGGGUCGAGUGGGGCCAGGAGGCCAUCGUGGCCGAGGCCCUGGCGCAGGCCGCCGUGCACGAGGGCUGGGUGGGCGAGUACCUGCUCGAGGCCGAGCGGCUGGCGCGGCAGGGAGGUGAGGAGGGGGAGGGGAAGGGGAAGGAGGCGGGAGAAGGGGUGAUGGAGCUGAUCGCGGCGGUGCGGGCGAAUCCCAAGCUGGCGGGCGCGGCCCGGCACGGGGACGCCAACAAGAUCCGGGACGGCGUGCUCGCGCGCGCCAGGGACGAGAUGCUGGCCAUCGCGGCCAGGGUCCGGGUCCGGCCGGACCAGAAGGAGGUCGAGGAGAAGACGGCCGAGAUGUUUGACGCCGCGCUCUUCGUCGCCGCCGCCGCCGCCAUGGUCAAGGACGGAAAGCAGCCCAAGUUUGACUUCUUUUUGAUGCACCAUGUCACCUCCAGCCCCUUCUUCGUCACGCUCAAUGCUCAGGACUGGGUCCCCGUCGAGAUCAAGGCGCGCAUGUUGGAGUGGAAGAUCCGGAUGGACCUGCUCCAGUACGUCGCGCGCGGCGCACCAGAGCUGCCGGCCGAGAAGCUGGCGGCGUACCAGCCGCGGAAGCCCGGGGCCGGGGGCUCGCUGGCCGAUAUCAUUGCCCGCCUGCACACAUUUCAGGACGACGGCCACGGCAUCAAGCUCGGCCGGGCCGCAGUCAUUUGCCACAACAUCUGCAAGAAGUACGAGCAGGAGGGCAAGGGCUGGUUGAAGUUGACAGGGGACGAGCUUUGGAACAAGGUGUGCCAUCUGAUUGUUGACUCGCUUGAGGCACCUGGCCCGAGAUGGGUCCGGAGCUGCGGCUUCGACGAAGCCUGGGAGGAAAUCCCGAAUAUCUAAGCUUAUGGAAAAGCUGCUGAACAAGACGGGUAUCCAAUGUUCAAGCCUGAUUCAAAAAGGCGUCAGACAGCCACCA